This is a messenger RNA of Tupaia belangeri chinensis (Chinese tree shrew), 1723 nucleotides long. RefSeq names its product small RNA binding exonuclease protection factor La (gene SSB). Lineage: Eukaryota; Metazoa; Chordata; Mammalia; Scandentia; Tupaiidae. The transcript has 13 exons. Gene Ontology annotation, molecular function: mRNA binding. Bases 197 to 1390 code for a protein of 397 amino acids. Gene Ontology annotation, biological process: positive regulation of translation; tRNA processing. Gene Ontology annotation, cellular component: cytosol; cytoplasmic stress granule; nucleus. The record is from RefSeq and is a predicted model, not a curated record.
UCGGCCGCAGGGGUUGCCGGGACGGCCCCCAUCUUCUUUGAGCGCGCUAGGCCAGCGGGUGUCGCUGGGAAUUGGAGACGUUGCCGUGGCUGUUAGUGAGCCUGUGGAACGCCUCUGCGGGACCUGGCCCUAAAGUGCUAAUAGCAGAGAUGUGAAACAAGAAAAACUGGCUAUAAAGUUAACCAAGAUAGCCACAAUGGCUGAAAAUGGUGAUAAUGAAAAAAUGGCUGCUCUGGAGGCCAAAAUCUGUCAUCAGAUUGAGUAUUAUUUUGGAGACUUCAAUUUGCCACGGGACAAGUUUUUAAAGGAACAGAUAAAGCUGGAUGAAGGCUGGGUACCUUUGGAGAUAAUGAUAAAAUUCAACAGGUUAAACCGUCUAACGACAGACUUUAAUGUAAUAGUGGAAGCAUUGAGCAAAUCCAAGGCAGAACUCAUGGAAAUCAGUGAAGAUAAAACUAAAAUCAGGAGGUCUCCAAGCAAACCCCUCCCUGAAGUGACUGAUGAGUAUAAAAAUGAUGUUAAAAACAGAUCUGUUUAUAUUAAAGGCUUCCCAACUGAUGCAACCCUUGAUGAUAUAAAGGAAUGGUUAGAAGGUAAAGGUGAAAUACUAAAUAUUCAGAUGAGAAGAACAUUGCAGAAAGCAUUUAAGGGAUCAAUAUUUGCUGUGUUUGAAAACAUUGCAUCUGCAAAGAAGUUUGUAGAGACUCCUGGUCAGAAGUACAAAGGCACAGAGAUGUUAAUACUUUUCAAGGAAGAUUACUUUGCAAAAAAAAAUGCAGAAAGAAGACAGCAUAAAGUAGAAGCAAAAUUAAGAGCUAAACGAGAGCAAGAAGAAAAACAGAAGUUAGCAGAAGAUGCUGAAAUGAAAUCUCUAGAAGAAAAGAUUGGAUGCUUGCUGAAAUUUUCGGGUGACUUAGAUGAUCAGACCUGUAGAGAAGAUUUGCACAUCCUUUUCUCAAAUCAUGGUGAAAUAAAAUGGAUAGAUUUUAUCAGAGGAGCAAAAGAGGGCAUAAUUCUGUUUAAAGAAAAAGCCAAGAAAACCCUAGAAAAAGCCAAAGAUGCAAAUAAUGGUAACCUACAAUUAAGGAACAAAGCAGUCACUUGGGAAGUACUAGAAGGAGAGGAAGAAAAAGCAGCAUUGAAAAAAAUCAUAGAAGAUCAGCAAGAAUCCCUAAACAAAUGGAAGUCAAAAGGUCGCAAAUUUAAAGGAAAAGGAAAUAAAGCUGCUCAGCCUGCGUCUGCUAAAGCAAAAGUACAGUUUCAGGGCAAGAAAACCAAAUUCGAUAGUGAUGAUGACUUUGAUGAAUAUGAACCAUCAACUCGACCAGUGAAAAGAGCAAGAGAAGAAACAGCCACGAAAGAACCUGCAUCAAAACAACAGAAAACAUAAAAUGGAGUGGAGACCAGUAGUUUAGUGAACAAAUUUUUUAUUCAUUUUAAUUAGGUUUAAGCUGCCUUUUGUCUUUGAAGCCUUUUAAAAAGAAAACCGAAUUAGGUCCACUUCAAUGUCCACCUGUAAGAACAAAAUUUUUUUGUUGUUUAACUUGUCUUUUUGUUUUGUUUUGUUACCCCUCAUGAGAAUUUUUUUAAAAUGUAUAGUUCUGUUUGUGUUAUUCAGAUGAUUCAAAUAUCAACAGGAAGACUCUUCUGCUAAAUUGCUUUUGUAAUAUGAGAAUGUAUUAGUACAAACUAAUAAAAUGUACACUAUAUAAAAGAACAAAAA